Molecule: messenger RNA, 1227 nt
Organism: Polistes dominula (European paper wasp)
Lineage: Eukaryota; Metazoa; Arthropoda; Insecta; Hymenoptera; Vespidae
Cellular component (GO): nucleoplasm
Molecular function (GO): nucleic acid binding
Source: RefSeq, a predicted model, not a curated record
UUGAAGCAUUGAAAUUAUUUGACAGUUAUAUGUUUAUAUGUACGAAGCAUAAUAUUGGUUUUAUUAAAGGUACAAUAUGGCCGACAAUAACAAAAUUGUGUCAAAUGAACCUGCUAUAACACAACUUUCUCAUCAUGUACAAGAAAAAUUAUGUCGAACACGACCACCUUAUAGACAAGGGAAAAAGUUGACUGCUGUUAAGAUAUAUACAAUUAAUGAUGAAUCUCAACAUUUGAUGAUUUGUGAUGUACCACAAUUGCAGUUAAGACAAGAAAUAAAAAAGCUUAUCUGUCCUUAUGGAGCUGUAAAAAAAGUUCAUGUAGUUUCUAAUUAUCCUACAGAAGAAUUUACAGAAGCAUAUCAUAUACAUUACCAAGAUAUACGAAGUGCAAGAAUAGCAAAGCACUUCCUUGAUGGCAAGAAUUUUUACGGUGGUAUUCUACAUGUUUUUUAUGCUCCUGAAUUGGAAUCUAUAUCAGAGACAAGAGCAAAGCUUAUGCAACGUUAUAAAGAUGUGUCCGUACGAUUAAAACGUAAUAAACAAGAUUUUACAUAUAAUAGGGAAUUAUCACAAAGACAACAAACAGUAACUUCACUGCCUUUUCCUAUGAAUGAAUUUAAACAAACUAAUUAUCAAGCUAAUUAUCAAGCUAAUUACAAUGAACCUUUUUAUUAUAAUGAUCAGCAAUUAAACUAUGAAUCUAAUGCAGUAACAGAAAGGAGAAAUAUAUAUAAUACUGAAGCAUCAACUUCAACAACUGUACAACCAGUUCAAUCUGAAAUAGUAGAUACUGGAAAUAUAAAUGGUGCAGAAAUAAAAAAUUAUGAUAAACCUAGAAAAAUAAAAAAUUACAAAGGACGAUCUAUUAGAGAUAAUUUCAAGGUUAAAGUAAUUAGGCCAUCAAUUAUAGAUACUAGCACUAUUUUAAAAUCCAAUGUUAAAGAUAAAAAUGUAUCUAAUAACACAGAUAAGACAGACAAAAAUACUAUUGUUAUUAAAAAAGUACCGGAUAAUGAUGGAAUUAAAAAAAGAAUUAUUUUAAAAAAUUCAAGUAUUAAACAGUUAAUAAAGCCGAGUCAAGAUCUUCAAAAUUCAAUACAAACAGUUAAAUUUCAAAUACGAUCGGCUUUACAAAAGCAUAGUGAUAAGAAUCACUUGUCCUAAUUUAAAAAAAAACAAUAAUAUAAUAAAUAAAUAUAUUGUUAAUAAUAAAAAAUGUUUGACAA